AUGAAGAUCCUAAUCAGCACCAUCGGUGCUCUAAUAGGACCUGCUCCUAAAAAGAGCCAGCCCAAUGAUACCAUCAUCACUGCUUUGACUGAGACUGACAAGGAUGAAUCAUCAAUCAAGGUUCCAUUGCAGUUGGCUUAUGCUGGUGGAAAACCUGUGAUAUCAUCCUCCCUUGCUGACACUCCCUGUGCUAUCCUUGGUACUCAGGGCAUCUUAGAUAAAAUCAAUGCCACUCUUGGAACAACAUACACUUUGAACAUUCCAUCUCUCUCUUCUAUCCUUGAAGAGUAUAUCUCAAAUAACUAUGACUUUGGGACUGCAUAUAGCUAUCUUCGCUCAGUGUGGUUUACCAAUGACUGGAGCACUAUUCAAGAUACACUACACAUGCAGGAAGAGAAGGAUAAAGAAAGAAGACAAAAGGCAGUUGUUGAUGGCAAAAUUGUUGAUCCAUACAUGCCACCUCGACGUGUCUGGGAUCUUUACAGCAAUCGUGUAGUGCCAUCAUGGAUUGCUAAAAAAAGACCUCUGCCCAUAUCACAUGCAUGGUUGGAUGAGGAGAAUCGGAUUGCAGUGUAUACUCCUAUUAAUGGGAAGGAGUGGCCUGUGCCAAUGCCAAAGAGUGCUGAUCUUCAUCUCAUUCGCAUUGAGAUGUUAAACCUGGAAGCUGAGUAUGUGUGGUUGGAUGUGCUCUGCUUAAGGCAGAACAGUAGCUUAGAUCAGCUGAAAGAGAAGCUGCGUACAGAUGAGUGGAAGCUGGAUGUACCAACUAUUGGAAAUGUGUAUGAUUACACAAUAGUGGUAAUUUACCUGAGUGGGCUUGGGCUGCCUUUCAGUUUGAAGGAGGGUGACUUUGAAAGUGAGCGGUGUUGGUUUCAGCGUGCAUGGACACUACAGGAGAUUGGAUUAAAAAGGAUUAUUGCUGGAGAUAUGCCUUCUGGACCUCUACAUUGUGUCCACCAAGACUAUAAAGGAGAAAUACUGAUGCAGUUUCAAAAAGAGCUUGAGUUAGUGCAUAAUAUCAUGUGGUCACCAACAGGAAGAUCAUGGGGUAAUCUUUUCACAAUUCUUGCUGAGAUGCAAAAGCGAAAAUCAACAAAUUCUAUAGAUAAAAUUGCAGGACUAUCAUUCCUUUGUUGGUCAGAGAAAAUACCAGCAUACUAUGAAAAUCAGUCUGUGGAAGAUGCAUGGACAGCACUAGUCAAUGUAAUGGCUAUGGAAAAGCGAGGAGAAUUGUUCUUCUGGUAUCCUGAGCCAGGAAAUUCAGAUGUAAAAUGGAGACCAACAUGGGACCAGAUUAUGACAUAUUUCCACCUGCAGAUGUCUCAAAUGAGAUGCUUGUUUGGUGGGAUGAAAAUGGGAUGUGACUGGCACCAUGGACCUUGUAUUAGAAGGGGUUUGUGCAGGGGUUAG
This is a messenger RNA of Desarmillaria tabescens, 1410 nucleotides long. RefSeq lists its product as uncharacterized. The record is from RefSeq and is a predicted model, not a curated record. Lineage: Eukaryota; Fungi; Basidiomycota; Agaricomycetes; Agaricales; Physalacriaceae. The transcript has 2 exons. Bases 1 to 1410 code for a protein of 469 amino acids.